Penicillium cataractarum is the source of this 1983-nucleotide messenger RNA. RefSeq lists its product as uncharacterized. Lineage: Eukaryota; Fungi; Ascomycota; Eurotiomycetes; Eurotiales; Aspergillaceae. Gene Ontology annotation, molecular function: protein binding. The record is from RefSeq and is a predicted model, not a curated record. Bases 1 to 1983 code for a protein of 660 amino acids. The transcript has 4 exons.
AUGGAGAACCACCGCCGCGAUGACUCGCCUUCUGGUCUCUCAGAUAUUGUCGAAGGCGACGGUCUGCUGGGUACUGGUCUAACGACCCGACACAUUGAAGCCUUUGGGCGAAAGGUCACGUCAACGGCAGGACACUUGAUGGGGCCGGCCGAGCAGUCUCACGGAACACACUAUCACAAUGCCAUGUCCGACCUCCACCGCGAGCUGCGCCGGCCGACGGCGCAGCGGAAGGUCUUUUCCCUCACUCAAACCACCCCUACCGACCUAGUCCGAUCGAAGCUGUCGACCGCCGAAAUCCAGUCGCGAGCUCUUUCUUCCCUGCCGGAUGACCUUCUCGCCAACAUCCCCGAAGAUUCUAGUUCUUAUUCACUCUUCCAGGGCUUCCAGGCGACCCUUCCCGAGGAGGAACAUGGCCAUAAGAAGCACAGGAGACGCAGUUCCAAGGCACAGAAGGCUUUGAAGGACAGUGAGAAGGGUGGAGCGUUGACCGCGGGCCCUGCGGCAUUGAGGGAGGAACGAAAAGCGCUGGGUCGCCGGUUGGAUCUCAUGGGUAUUCGAAAGAAUAUGUGCAGCGCCGAAAUCCACGAGAUCGAUAACAAGAUUGCCAAUUUGCACAAAAUGCGCCAGAUCGUACUGGAUCGAUUAGCCGGGUUGGAAAUGGAUGAAGCAGCUAUGGAAGUUGAAAUCACGGAACUUGAUAACAAGUUGGAAGAUCUCCAGGAAGAGGAAACCCCCGAAUCAUCUGUCACGGCCGAGACACCAAAAACCUCCGAGAUUAAAGACGACGCAGGUGCUUCAUCCGGUGACCCUGCCAUGGAUGCUUCGUUCAUGUCGGAAUCGAUAUAUGAGAAAUUGCCGACCCCAUCCCCUCGAAGUUUACGACACCGAUCAAUCCGCAAACGAUCUAUGCCGAUCUUGCACGAACAUUUCGCUCCCGGAUCUUUAAUCAAGGAGAUUGACGCACACACUGAUAUGGUUACCGCCAUUGAUUUUGACUAUCCAUUUGGUACUAUGGUUAGCGCAGCAUUGGACGAUACCGUGCGGGUGUGGGAUAUGAAUGUGGGCCGUUGCUCAGGAUUGUUGGAGGGACAUCAUGCCUCUGUCCGCGCCUUGCAAGUGGAGGAUAACAUCGUCGCGACGGGAUCCAUGGAUGCGUCCGUCCGGCUAUGGGAUUUGAGUCGUGCUCGACCCGUCAGUCGUGACAACCGAUUGAACAAGCAUGAACGGGAUGGACUCGAUGAAGCAGACGAUCACUCCUCGUCAGUGCCACCUUCUUCGAACUUGGAAGAUUGCCACGUCUUUUCGCUCGAAGCACACGUCGACGAAGUCACCGCGCUCCACUUUAAGGGCGACACCCUCAUCUCGGGAUCUGCAGACAAGACUCUGCGACAAUGGGAUUUGGUCAAGGGCCGUUGCGUGCAGACGUUAGAUAUCCUUUGGGCGGCAACCCAGUCUUCCUCCUCUAUGUCUGGAGACGGCAAUUGGCGCCCGUCUGGCCGUCUUCCAGAUGCGUCCGCUGACUUUGUCGGGGCCGUGCAAUGCUUCGAUGCAGCCUUGGCUUGUGGAACUGCAGACGGUAUGGUCCGCCUGUGGGAUCUACGUAGUGGCCAGGUGCAUCGUAGCCUGGUGGGCCACACUGGGCCCGUCACCUGCUUACAGUUUGACGACGUGCACUUGGUGACGGGUAGUCUGGACCGCAGUAUUCGGAUUUGGGACCUCCGAACCGGAUCUAUAUACGAUGCCUAUGCCUACGACAAGCCCAUCACCAGCAUGAUGUUCGACUCUAAGCGCAUUGUAGCUGCCGCUGGCGAUAGCGUGGUCAAGGUCUACGACAAGGCCGAUGGCCACCACUGGGACUGCGGCGCUGGCGUUGGUGUCGACGAGGAAGGACCGUUCCCUGCGACCGUUGAGCGGGUGCGCCUGAAGGACGGCUACCUCGUCGAGGGACGUAAAGACGGUACCAUGGCCGCUUGGACGUGUUAA